AUGCCACUUGAUGCCAAAGGCAAUGUAAAAUACCUUGAAUUCAUGGCCAUGUUCGACAGCAGCAAAGGUGCAAAAAGUCUGUUGGAUGACAAGUCUAUCAUGACACAUCACCGCAAAGCAUGGCCACAAAGUAAUUCUCUAAGGACUGGUACUUCUGAAUCAAUAAAUAAAGUGCACAGUUCAAAAAGGACCACUGACCAGAUCACUAAAAUAAUACAUGAUCUCUUGAAGAAAAACUACCGAGCAGUGGAAGAAGCUUUAACUGAACUGGAUGGAAUGAAUACACAUCGACUUUCCCCAGAAUCUACGUACCAGCUACUUAAGCGCUUUGACAUUCAUCCGUUCAUCUCGAGAGCUGAAGUCAGGAAACUCUGGAGGACUUUAAGCACCAGUCAGGACGAUACAUUGGAUUUCUAUGAAUUUGUCCGACACUUUAGAUUCUCGCCCAAAACAGCCUGCUUCCCAAACGCCAGACUACAGCCUCCAGUAAAAGGAGACGGCGACUUUCUCAUUCGAUCGAGAAAGUUAAACUGUGACGCAGAAAUCGUUGAGGAUAGCCUGCGAGCUAAAGUUGUCUUCUUGCUGGAGCAGCUUUGGAAACACUUCCAUGAGUUGGACCAGUUUCACACGGGCUUUGUGAGCAAAGAGGAAUUUAAGGACGUCCUCACAGACCUGUGUGUGGAGCUGAAUGAGCAGGAGUGUGAAACGCUCAUCAGCAAGUAUAACCAUGGAGAGAACAGGAUAUCUUACCUUGAGUUUCUUCGGCCUUUCGAAGUACGUAGGAAAUCUCCCAGGCUCGGCAAUUUAAAGAAACAGAAAGAUGUGCCUUUGCCCACUGUGUACACAGACUCGGUGCACAAAGGCCUGAACAUCAUCACAGGGAAACUUCGGCAAAAGUUGGCCGAUGACUGGAAGAUACUCCAAGGAGCGUGUAAAAAGCUGGAUUGUCGCAGCUCGGGAUAUCUCAGUGUGCCCGAAUUCCGAUCUGUUCUCCAGCUCUGUAACAUAAUCUUGGAGGAAGAUGAAAUUUAUCACAUCAUGUCGAAAUGUGAUGAAGACACAGUUGGUAAAAUCGACUACUCGAAAUUGAUCAGCAAACUUUUCAAGGGCACAUGAACAUCUGUCACUGUAUUAAUUUAGCACAUUGUGCUACAUUCUAGAUUGAUUGGCAAUGUAGUGUGUUCUUUACCUUGUUUUAAGCGCCUCGGGGCACUAUCCUGCGUGAAGGGCGCUACAUAAAUGCAAGUUGUUGUUGUUGUUUUAAUUGUUUUGUACCAAGACCGGAAGGGAUCGGAAAUCUUUUGGUAACGCAGUGGCGAUCUUUCCUUUUGCAGUUGGCAAGUUACACUUCCACAAUCUGUGCCUAAAGUAUACAAAGUGAUGGAUAGACCUUGCUCUGUGGACGGCGUGUUGGGUAUGUUAUAUCUUAUUGCGUGACGCUGAGCUUGACGCUGAUUUGAACACAAGUGAAACAUCAAGAAAUUCAUUUGCACUUUAAACAACUCAAAAUAAGUUUACGCUGAG
Callorhinchus milii (elephant shark) is the source of this 1524-nucleotide messenger RNA. RefSeq names its product EF-hand calcium-binding domain-containing protein 6-like. The coding region runs from base 1 to 1116 and encodes 371 amino acids. NCBI's taxonomy places the organism in Eukaryota, Metazoa, Chordata, Chondrichthyes, Chimaeriformes, Callorhinchidae. The record is from RefSeq and is a predicted model, not a curated record. Gene Ontology annotation, molecular function: calcium ion binding. The transcript is spliced from 7 exons.